This is a messenger RNA of Petromyzon marinus (sea lamprey), 5881 nucleotides long. RefSeq names its product rhotekin (gene RTKN). The record is from RefSeq and is a predicted model, not a curated record. Gene Ontology annotation, biological process: mitotic cytokinesis; signal transduction; actomyosin contractile ring assembly. Gene Ontology annotation, cellular component: actomyosin contractile ring. NCBI's taxonomy places the organism in Eukaryota, Metazoa, Chordata, Hyperoartia, Petromyzontiformes, Petromyzontidae.
UCUUUGGUGUUGGUUGCUGUGCGGGUGAUUGUGGUGGCGGCGGCAGUGAAUGUCGGUUAUUGUGGUGGUGGUAGUAGUGAUGGUUUCUGUGACGAUUGUAGUGGUGGUCAUUUUGGUGAUGGUUGUUAGUUCGUGGUGGCAGCGGUGAUUGUGAUGGUGGUGGUGGUGACAGCUGCAGUAGCACCUCCGAUGAGCGCGGUUGGCUACGUACGGUGCGAAAGAAGUUCAACGCACGUGCAUGCGUAAGCACAGUAGCCGUAGUGACGAUCGUGCCAGUGAUGGCAGCCGUGGUUGCGGCGUGCGUAGAUUCAUGCAGUCGUUAUCGAUGACUGCGACGUUAGCGAUGGCAGGCAGUCGGGGCAAUAGCGGCGAUGUUAUUAAUAUCGGUGAGUGCAGCGGCCGGCCGCGAUGCGCGAUGUUCAUCAACAACGCCGGGGCAGCGAGCUGACAACUGGGAAGGAACUGCGAAACGCAGCGGAGUUAUUAACAAUUUGGCUUAGCGAGAGGGGGGCGAGGCGGUGUGUGUGUGUGGGGGUGGUGGUGAGAAGCAGGAUGGAACUUUAACGGGAGUAGGAGGAGGAGGAAGAGGGGAAGAGAAGGGGAUGUAGGUUGGGUGGGGGGGAGUGCUCAGAAUCCUGGCAUAAAUAUACAGCGAGCACAGCUGCGCGUGUCUAAACAUAGAAGGCGGCCUAAGUCUCGUCUCCUCUCCGCCGUCACUGCCCGGCUCCAGCGGCGCUGGCGAGAGAGUUUGGCGGCACGCGGAGCGCGGCGAUGCUCGUGGGGGGGGGGGAUGGGGGGGGUGGUUAUAAGGUGACGAAAGCAAUGAUGAUGAUGAUGACGGCGAGAAAGAAUUGAAGAGGUGCCCCUGUCGAUCAUUGAGCGAUCUAUGGACCCUGACUGCAGCAGCGACGUCGGUGGUUGUUUAACCGUGGGUGAGCGAGGGGCUACCGAUGCAUCGGUGCAGGCGAAGGCUGUUUUGUUGUUUCCGAGUGUUUCAAACAAAUCGAAGCGAUGACGAAAACCAGGAGGGCUUAGGGUGGUCACGUGGCUUUAGCUGCUCAAGAAAGCCUCGCAAGCGCUCGCAAAGGACCUUGACUCGGCGUAAAGAAGAUUUGGAUUUAGGCCCCCGAUUACCUGGCAGCAGCUGCUGCCGGGUAGGAUGAAGCUACCGGACUUCGCGGUCCACGAAAGUUGCUGCACGGUUGCUGUCCGCGGUGGCGUUGGGGAGGGGGGUUGUGUGCGCGUUAUUCUUCAUCUUAUCUGACCACGUGGGUGAAUGAUAAUCCCGUGAGUUUGGACCAGCGAGCUGCAGUGAGGUGCAGGUGUCUUCCCCUGUGUGGUGUCCGCCUGCCGUGGAAGGUGUGUGCUCCUCGGCGGAUGCGAUUGACCGACAGUGAAAGAUAGACGCACAGACAGGCAGACGACUCGACAGACGCAUGGAUAGAUGGGCAGGUAGACGGACAGACACAGUCGAAUACGCAAGACAGAUGGACGAAUAGGCAGAUGAACACGCACAUAUAGCUAGGCGAUGAGGGAGCCAGACGGACAGAUAUCCACGCAGACAUACAGCUAGACACACAACUAGACAGCGAGCCACAUAACAAGUCAGCCAAGCGGCCAAUCGGACAGCCAGACAGCCAAGCCAGACGGACGACCGAAAGAGCCCAAGAAGCCAGACAGCGGUAGACGGACACGCGGAGAGACUGCCCCGGCGUGUCCCGGGCGAGCCCCAUGCUGUCCCUGCUGUGCGGGAGGACCAUGCCGGCCGAGCGGGGUGCCCUGUGCCGCGAGGACACGAUACGCAUCGUGGAGGACAUGAAUAUGCUCUACAUCCGCCAGCUCGCCACCAGCCUUCAGGACGCGGGGCUGCAGGCGCGCAUCGAGCGGGAGAUGCGCGUGCGGGAGGGCGCUUGCCGGCUGCUGGCGGCCUGCUCGCGCGCCGAGCAGGCGCUGGACGCGGCGCGCAGCCUCCUGGUGUGCGACGCGCGCGUCCUCGCGUGCAUGGCCGAGCUGCAGCGGCGCCAGGAGGCGCAGGUGCUGCGGCGCGCUCAGCGCAGGUCAUCGGACGGGGGCCCCCAGGAGAGAGUUUCCUGCACAGGCACCGUCGCCAUCACAGAUAUCCGAAUUCCGUUGAUGUGGAAGGAUACGCAACACUUCAAGAACAAGGGCGAGUCUCCGCGGCACGCCGUGUUUUGCCUGCUGCGUCUCGGCUCCGAGAUCGUCGACACGGAGAUGGUCCUGGUCGACCGCUCCGUCACGGACGUGUGCUUCGAGGCUCCCGCCGUCUUCCGCGAGGCGAGCCCCGCGUUCCGCCUGCGCGUGGAGGUCUACAGCUGCUGCGCCGCCGAAGAGUCGUGCCGAGUGGGAGGCGGCGCGGCCGGCACCCAGGUGGGGCCCAGGGGUCUCGCCGGGCGGAUCAGCGGCUCGCUGGGCCGCUCGGCCGGGCGCAGGGCCCGGGCCGCCCUGGACACGUCGCCUCGGGGGGACGCGGGAGCCUCCGGCACCGCCGCCGCUACCUCGCCGCCCGUCACCACCGUGGUCAGCGGGCCCAAGUAUCAGCUCCUCGCUCACACCUCCCUCACCCUGGACGACGUCCAGGACGGCUUCCGCACGCACGACCUCACCAUCACGGCCACAGAGGAGUGCUCCUUCUGGCUACCGCUCUACGGGAGCAUCUGCUGCCGCCUCGUGGCCCAGCCGCUGUGCAUGACCGACGUGCGGAUGUCUGGUUCCCUCACGCUCCAGCAGCAGCAGCAGCAGGGCCCCUCCGCUGAGUGCCCCCUCACGCCACUCCACGCCGCACUCAGGGCCGGCGCUCUCUCAGCCUACGCGAGCCGGACGGCGCUGGACGAGGGCCGGGCGCCGCUGCUCAGCAUCGCCAUCACCAAGGAGACGCGUCUGCGCGUCCUGGAGCGGGACGCCUCGCGGCACCGCGGGCCGGGCUUCACCGUCACCAACGUGGAGGCGGGGGCGGGGCGCACGCACGCCCUCACCACGCCGAGCCCCGGCGACGCGCACCGCUGGCUCGAGGCGCUGUGGCAGCACCAGCUGGACACCGAGUCGUGGAGGCAGUGCUGCAGCAGCCUCAUGAAGAUCGACGCCUCGGCACUGAGGAAGCAGCCGUCGUUCGGGGGCCACAGGGGAAUCUCUCUCUACGAGCAGAUGCGAAUCGACCUCCCCGAGAUCCCAGCGGAAAGCAGGAGCGACCCGGAGACUCAGGCGGACGAGGGGGCGGCACCGAGCACCAGCGGCAGCUCCCACAAUGCCCUGCGGCGCCCGCCAAGCAGGGGGCGGUACUUCCUGCCGGCGCCGUCGGCGGCUCCGGCGGCGGCGGAUUACGACAGCUCGACGUCCGACAGCGACACAAGCAGCCCGGCGCUCCGGUCCAAGAAGCGCCGGGCGCCACCGCCACCGCCGGGCGGCCCGGUAGACGAGACGGCGAGCGCCGACGACGCGGAGCCCGUGUGGAGGCCACGCUCCAUGUCGCUGGACCCCAAGCUGGUGAGUGGACCGCAACGCCCGGGGGGCGCCGCGCCGGCGCGCCGCGACGGAAAGGGCGCCAUCGACGCGACGGCGGCGGCGGAAGAAGAAGAAGAAGGAGGCGAAGCCGCCGCCGCCGCCGGCGGCGCCGGCCGUCGUCACCACGCUUCGUCGGGCAGCACCGCUUCCAGCGUCGGCAGCACCGCAUCCAGCACGAGCAGCGGCGUCGGCAGCAGCAGCAGCGGCGGUGGAAGCUCGGCGAGCGAGGCCGCGCUCGCGGAGACGGACAAGGGAUCGGACGACGGACAGAGCGGAGACCGGCGCCGCUCAGCUCUGGCGAGCACCGAUCGAGGAGCCGCGCCGUGGCGCCGGCGGGACGAAAAGCCCGAGCCGGAUUCCGCGAACCGGAGCGGGAUGAUUGACGCGUUUGGCAAUGGCGGGCGCGGAACGCGGUGCCUGCAGACACCGGUGUGAGCGCGGCCGAGCCGGGACGCUCCGUUUCAGCUUCGUUUUCAUUUUGUGUUUUGAGCCGCUCUGAGUUGCUGGUACAAUGACGGUUCGUGACGUAGUUUUGUUUUUGUUUUCGCGCUGAAUAGUUCACGUAAACCACUCGGGAGGGGUGUAAUGAUUAAAUCGCCUGAUCGAAUCGAUUGCUAGUCUCGCGUGGAAUCGCGAGUGCAAGAAUCGUCUGAUUCUGAUAGGUGUAUGCAGUGCUGUGACGCGGUGUGCAAGCAAUGCUACCACUACGUAGGGUUCUCAGUCGCAUACAUAAAUAACCAAGCCUAGAUCGAGUUGUGACUAUUCAUCGAAUCGGAAGAGGGCGACUCGUUACAUCCCAACCACUUAGCGUUGUCGCGUGUUCGUGAAGAUCAAGUUCUAAUUGGUUAUUGUGAUUAUUAUUGUUGUUCUUGUUUUUGGGUACUUGAUAAUGAAGCACGCUAGCCUGCAACAGAGUGCGUUCUUUGUGAUUCGUGAUCGGUUGCAUCAUUAUCGGUGUGUCAGUUGAGCUCAUCACAAUACAGCAUUAUUAUUACCACUUCAUUACCUUUAUUUAUCGUCGACAUGCAAUGGAUUCCUGUAGACUGAACGGUUCACUAGGUGCUAAGACAAUAACUUACGAUUAAUAUAUUUUUUUUUAUAUACGAUUAGACCAAUCCUAUCGAAUCACCGGAGCCAACGUGGGUUGAGCCUGGGCAAGCGCUCGUUCGGGUGACCCGUCGCGCACUCUCGGUUGUCACAGGCUGCCCUACGUUGCGGGCAGCACCGCGCAAUUCCACCCCUCUGCUUCCACGGUCUGUGCUCCCCGCCUUCACCAACCCCCCCCCAACCCCCCACUUUGGCCAGCGCAGUGAAGUGCGGUCAAACAACCCCCACGACCGACACGGUGUGGCGGGAAGGAGGCCUUCGUCCAGCGGAGGAUUGACGAAAAGAGAGCGGCACAUGCAGAUAUUGUUUUUGCUUGUUGGAAUAAAGAGAGUGCCAUGAGCAAUUACACAACAACAACAACAACAACCGCCAUUCACCACUAAGUGGCGGUGAUGUCACCACGACGCUUGUGCCAGGACAUGUGCACCUUGAAGCCAAUUGCACGCACACGAGGAGACACACACACACACACAUUGGCACACGGACGGACGUCCGCUCGUGACAUUUACCCCCUGUAUGAGCAGGCCCCAUAAAUCCCAUUAGAUGCGAGAUUUACGUGACCGCAGAACAACUGCCGAGUAUUGUUUUCCCGUGUCGCGCCCGAAACGGGAACCGAAUUCGGUUCCUGAAGUGCGUAGAACGAAACGUCGGACAUCGUGCCGAGCAACCCAUGCGACGCGACCCCACAAACGCCAACGGAGAGAGCGGCCGUAGGUUGGUUCGUCGUCGCGUCAACUUCACAACGUGUCUGGUCGCGCUCCGUGAAUGCUUUCAACGCUUUCCCUAGCAGGGGAAGCACAAAAGCCGAAAACGUCAGAUUCACAAUUUCAACGAAAGGGCCCGGGACUCAUCGGUAACGCCCCGGGCGCCCGGUCUCCCCUCCGUUGGUGGUGGUGGUGGUGAUGCAGACGUCGGUGGGUUACAUAAACAAAUAUAUAAAUGGGAUCAAAACGAACGUUCAUCAAUGACGCGCGAAUCACUCUUAACAAAACUCAUCUCUGUUGGCACCCCUGAGCCAGUGGUGGAAAUUCCACAUUCCUACGGUGGGAGCCCCCUCCCCCCGAGUCUGUUAAGUGUCUGUGUUGUGUCCAAUUUAAAUAAUGCGGUGUUAAGCUCUGGAGAGUAAACGGUUAAAUAUGCAGUAAAGUCUUUUCGCUUUCCAGUGUUUUUAGUUUAAAAAAAAACGAGACGUGAUGUUGGCUGCACGUGUGGGCGCGGUACGGAUUUGGCAAUAAAGUUUAAGGGUGCAGGAUGA